Molecule: messenger RNA, 1235 nt
Organism: Sorghum bicolor (sorghum)
Lineage: Eukaryota; Viridiplantae; Streptophyta; Magnoliopsida; Poales; Poaceae
Exons: 1
Coding region: 333-809 (158 amino acids)
Source: RefSeq, a predicted model, not a curated record
UGAUUUUUUUCCUCUCCUUCCUGGCGGGGAGGCAGCCGCAGCCGCGAGCAAGAAAAGGAAGCCGACGCCACGCACGCCAUCGCCGCCCCUAUCUCCUCCACCUCGUCCUCUCUCUCUCUCUCUCUCUCUCCUCCACCAACCAUAAGCGCCUCCCUCUCUAAAAUAUCACUCCAUCCGAGAGCACAGAGCAGGGUAUCUUCUUUUUAAGAUUCUUGGCUGCGUGUUAACGAACGCAGCCCAGCCGGCGGCACCUGUCCGGGGCGCACCAAGGACGGGGACUCCAAGAAAGAAUCAUCGGCGGCGGGCUCGCGAUCGGGAGCGGAGCGGGGCGCAUGCGCGAGUACCGGUACGGCGAGGACGAGCAGCAUGAGCCCCAGCCGGGGUGCGGGGAAGGGGCGGGGCAGGCGGCGGCGAACUGCGCGGCGGUGUGCUGCUGCUGCCCGCUGGCGCUGCUCGACGUCCUGCUGCUCGUCACCGUCCGCCUCCCCGCGGGCGUCAUGCGGCGGGUGAGGAGGAGGCGCCACCGCCACCGCGGCCGGGGAGGUGCCGGAGCCGGAGCCAACAGGAAGAGGCCGGCCUCCGCGGCGGCGCCUGCGUCGCCGACGGGAGGCAGCGGCAAGGCGAUGAUCGGCGCGACGCGGGACAUCGAGGAGGAGGAGGAGGAGCAGGAGGAGGCGCGCGGCAAGGCGGAGUCGGCGGCGGCGGCGUCGGAGCUGGAGCGCGAGAUCAUGAGCUCUCAUUUCUACGGCGCCGGCUUCUGGCGCAGCGUCUCCUCCAGCUCCAGCUCCUCCUCCAUGCGCUACCAAUAGCAGCGUGUUCUUCCUCCUCAUCAUUCUUGCAGUGUUCUUGGAGUUCCCGCCGUUCUUGGUGGUGUUGUGCCAGACUGGCAGUCAGUGCAGCAUGCAUGGCAACAGGAGCAGCAGCCUUCGGCAUCGUACAAAGUGACCGUGCACUUGUUCUGGAUCGACACGUGCAAAACUGGCUCGUGUGGAUUGGAUUAUUGUACUGCUACGCCAUUGUCUUGAGCAUGGACCACGCCGGCCGGCCGGCAGCUGCUGCUUGGUAUGGAGUAGGUUUUUCAAUUUCUUUUUGUGUCCCUGUGGGAGAGCAGCAAAUGCUGAAACUUAAGUUUUUUUUUUGAAAAAUUAAACUUCAAGCUUGUGUCCAAACGAUUUAUUAGUACUUGAUUGAGAGGCCAAUCGACAACAAAUGAACAAACAGAUCACUGUUCAUUA